Messenger RNA from Aspergillus nidulans FGSC A4, 846 nucleotides. RefSeq lists its product as uncharacterized. NCBI's taxonomy places the organism in Eukaryota, Fungi, Ascomycota, Eurotiomycetes, Eurotiales, Aspergillaceae. Bases 1 to 846 code for a protein of 281 amino acids. The transcript has 3 exons. Gene Ontology annotation, molecular function: ATP binding. The record is from RefSeq and is a predicted model, not a curated record.
AUGAAUAUUUAUGCAACAGGUUUUUCCAGGCAAAAGUUUAUUCUGUGCACUACACGAGGAACAACUGAGUUCAGAAAUCAUAGAGAUCCUCUGAUGGCUCCAUUCGACAAGAUCAAACCCUAUUCGGAGUUGAAGUUGAAUAGUGAUGGAGAGAUCUCUGAGAGGUAUGGGUUUCCUCACCUAGGGCAUCCCUCUCAAAAAUAUUCUUUAAGUUGGAAGACGGACCAGGCAGGGGGCGGGUGGCUUAGCCUUGGCAACUACUUUGGAUUCUCGACUGUCUUCAUCAAAAAAAGAGAGGUUGUCAAGCCACGAACUGGAUUCCCAAAACUACAACGUGCGUUCCACGAAAACCUGGUGGGGUUGAUAGAGGCCUUCCAGGAUGGUGCCGAUAUUUACCUGGCAUACAACUACCACGGUUUUGCCGUUAGCCUCUCCCAAGUCUGUUCAACUCCUGGGAUUAGGCUCGCUGAAUCCGACCUAGCGAGCAUCUGCAGGAGUGUACUGAAGGGUCUGGAGUAUAUCCAUGAAACCCUUUUGGUUGCUCAUGGAAAUGUCGACAGCAACAAUACUCUUCUAUGUCAUGACGGAGCCGUCAAAAUAGCCAAUAUUGGAGACAGCAUGAUGGAUGUUGGCCACCAAAGAAGCUUUGCUCUCGACCGCGAAAAUGUUGGUUCGCUGUUGGUACAGCUCAGUAUUGCGCACAUGACUGAGCUUCCCCCGAGAAACCAGGGCAGCAAUCUCGGUGCAUACAUUAAUCUGUCUAAGUACGCAGAGCACUUCGGCUUCUUGGUACUUGAUGGGUCGAGCCGGAAAAAGCCGCGGCUAGUUGGUUUCGGGCCGACUUGA